AUAAAAGUAAUAUGUUAUUACCAUUCCUUUUGAAAGAAAUUUCAGUUAGUUUUGCAUUAUUAAUAUCACAAACGCACUUUCUUUAAAUUGUCGCGGUUUAAAUUUUGAAUCAUCUCCUUUAUCGAUAGCAAUUCGAUAAGUAACAUAUGUUCUUCAAUUUACAGCACAGGGUAUGUAGAGUACUUGGAUAAAAUGUUGAGAUGUUAGUAGCAUAGGGUGUUUACAGUACUUGAAAUCUGCAUAAAAUGCUGAGAUGUAAAUAAACAAUCUUAAGAAUAGUUGGCCAUUGUUAUCCAUUAAACAUCUUGGAAAACAAAAAUUCCAUGGACAAGUGCGCAUUCCUUCAGAUUCAUUUGCAAGACCAUUUAAAGGAUUCCGAGGGAGCCCAAAUAUACCGACAUCACUUACAAAACAAUGGAGGACAUGUGCCGAGUUUGCCUGGGGAACCACGAAAACAUGGUCAGCAUAUUCGAAGGGACGCAAGAAUUUGGAGUCCCUAUUUCGGAUAUGAUCGCUCAGUGGUCCGGCUACCAAGUUGAGAAAGGCGACUCACUUCCCGAAACUAUAUGCCCCGCUUGCUUGGAGGAUGCGCAAAAUGCAUUUGAGAUUAAAGAGACUGAACACAAAUUCCUAUGUCAAGUGAUGAAAGUGGAGACUUCACCGGUCGAAGAGUUCUGCCAAAUAUCAGAAUGUGGCAGUGAAAGAUCAAUAUGUUACCAAGACAAGGAAGAUAUAUUCAAGGACCGUGCAUCAAAAGAAGACAAGACCAACCAACCAAUUAGCGAACAAAUAGAAAUUGACUUGUCAGAGGAUGAAAUCUGUAAGAUUUCAGUAAGCGAAUCUAAUCAAACUGAUGUCAGCGAGGUAUCAGUUGGUCAAACUAACCUAUCCAAUCGUUAUAUUCAAGAGAAUGAAAUCAACGAUAUAUCAGUAAGUGACACUGAUGAAUCCGAUUGCUAUAUUGAAGAGGAUGUAGAUAUUUUGACAGGGAUAAUUGAUCAAUCGGAUUGCCAUACUCAAGGAACUGAAAAUAACGUUGAUUCCAAUGCCAAUAAUCAGAGUGACAAUAAUGAUAAGGAUCCUAGUAAUGAUAAACGCCCAUAUAGUUGUCCCCAUUGUCCAAAGACCUUCACAAGCAGAUGGACUUUAAAAGUGCAUCUUUGUAGACACAACGGUGAGCAACCUUACCAGUGUUCUCAUUGUCCGAAAUCUUUCGCGAGAAGUUGGGACCUUAAAAUUCACACCAGGUGGCACACAGGGGAACGGCCCUUUAAAUGUGACCACUGUCCGGCGGCUUAUAUAAGUGGAAGUAUUCUUAAUCGACACAUUUUAAAAUCUCACCCGGAGUCCUUUAAGAAGUAUGAAGCACCUCCUAUGAAAAAGCGAACGCAUAACUGCACAUACUGUUCGAAGACCUUUCCGAAACCAUCAGCAUUGAAGCAACAUUUGCGGACCCACACGAAGGAACGACCGUUCAAAUGUUCGCAUUGCCCCAAGGCUUUUACGGUGAAGUGCUCUCUGGAGGUGCACACCAGAACUCAUAGUGGCGAAAGGCCGUUCAAGUGUCACCUCUGCCCAACGUAUUUUAUGAGUAAUGCACAACUCAGUCAUCACCAGCGAAUACACAGGGAUGAACGGCCGUUUAAAUGUAACCAAUGCACAAAGUCUUUUAAGCAUGCCACUUCUCUUAAGGUGCACAUACGCACGCACACCGGCGAACGUCCGUAUAAAUGUGAUCAUUGCCCAAAAGCUUUCAAGGAUCUCUCGUCUCAAAGGGCGCACAUAAUGAUUCACACAAGGGAUCGUCCGACGAAGUCUUUUACACAGUCACCAGAUAUUAACCGAACUUCUCCCAAGGUCGACAAACUAAAGAAUCUUCCAUUUAAGUGCUUCCAUUGCCCAAAGAGUUAUGUACAAGAAUUCUAUCUGACGCGACACAUUCGGACUCACACGGGGGAAAGACCGUUUAAAUGUGAAUAUUGUUCGAAGUCUUUUAUGGCUAGUGAUCAUCUUAAGGUGCAUACCCGUAUUCACACAGGUGAAAGGCCGUUUAAGUGUCCCGACUGUCAAAAGUGUUACAAACAAUCAAUCGAACUUAAGCGACAUAUCCGAACUCACACGGGGGAAAGGCCCUAUAAAUGCGAUUAUUGUCCAAAGACUUUUGUGGAUUUAACCUCUAUCAAGGUGCACAUCCAUGCUCACACAGGGGAAAAGCCUUAUCAGUGUAACACCUGCCAAAAAUGUUUUAAGCAAAGAACCACUCUCAACCGGCACAUGCAGACUCACACGGACGAAAAGUCAUUCACGGACUAAGCCUAUCUAAAGGAACACAUUCAAACUCACACUGGCUAGAGAUCGUUCAAAUGCAAUCUUUCAUAUAAUUUGUAUUUUUGUAAUCAUGUAAGGCUAUGAUUAUUUGUCAUAUAAAAAUUGCAUCCUGUCAAAAAUUUAUGAUUAUAUAAUUUAUGAUUCAUAUGGAUAUUAUAUUCAAACGAGUGCUUUUUUCAAAUGUAA
Molecule: messenger RNA, 2514 nt
Organism: Drosophila elegans
Lineage: Eukaryota; Metazoa; Arthropoda; Insecta; Diptera; Drosophilidae
Product: zinc finger protein 2 homolog
Biological process (GO): regulation of transcription by RNA polymerase II
Cellular component (GO): nucleus
Molecular function (GO): DNA-binding transcription factor activity; zinc ion binding; RNA polymerase II cis-regulatory region sequence-specific DNA binding
Source: RefSeq, a predicted model, not a curated record